Molecule: messenger RNA, 2902 nt
Organism: Arvicola amphibius (Eurasian water vole)
Lineage: Eukaryota; Metazoa; Chordata; Mammalia; Rodentia; Cricetidae
Product: phosphatidylinositol N-acetylglucosaminyltransferase subunit A-like
Exons: 2
Coding region: 329-1789 (486 amino acids)
Biological process (GO): GPI anchor biosynthetic process
Cellular component (GO): glycosylphosphatidylinositol-N-acetylglucosaminyltransferase (GPI-GnT) complex
Molecular function (GO): phosphatidylinositol N-acetylglucosaminyltransferase activity
Source: RefSeq, a predicted model, not a curated record
CUCCGCGAAGUUACGGACGAACUUGGCCAUGGUUUAGGGUGGAAGGUCCGUCUCCUCGAACCGCCGGCUGAAUGUCACCCUCGGAAGGACCCGUGGCAGGCCCCCUGCCCCACUUCCAAGUUACAGAGGCGGCAUGGAAUUAGAGGAAUCUACACUGAAAACAAGGCACGCGUGGAGGAAAGGUCUACAGAACUACAAAGACGUGAAGGGAACUGAGCGCUGCUGCCCUUCAAUACGGAGAAAAAUGAUUGCAGUAUGAGCUUCAGGUGCCAGAAGACACAUUUCUUAACCGGCUUGCACUGAGAACUGAUUCCUGAACCAACUCAGCAUGGCCUAUAGAGAAGGUGGGCAUGACCAGCCCCCCUCAGUGACCCCUUCCCAGUUUAGCCCUCUUAGUCUUUCCACCAACAGCACCCCAACACAUAAUAUAUGCAUGGUGUCUGACUUUUUCUACCCAAACAUGGGAGGUGUGGAAAGCCACAUUUACCAGCUCUCUCAGUGCCUCAUCGAGAGGGGGCACAAGGUCAUAAUCGUCACCCAUGCUUACGGAAAUCGAAAGGGCAUCCGUUACCUCACCAAUGGCCUCAAAGUUUAUUACUUGCCUCUCAGAGUCAUGUACAACCAAUCUACAGCCACGACUCUCUUUCACAGUCUGCCAUUGCUCAGGUACAUAUUUGUUCGGGAGAGAGUUACCAUAAUCCAUUCCCACAGUUCUUUUUCUGCCAUGGCCCACGAUGCCCUCUUCCACGCCAAGACAAUGGGGCUUCAGACAGUCUUCACAGACCAUUCCCUUUUUGGAUUUGCUGAUGUCAGCUCGGUGCUUACAAACAAGCUUCUAACUGUGUCUCUCUGUGACACAAACCACAUCAUUUGUGUGUCUUAUACAAGUAAGGAAAACACUGUCUUACGAGCAGCACUGAAUCCUGAAAGAGUGUCUGUCAUUCCUAAUGCUGUGGAUCCUACUGACUUCACCCCAGGGCCACUUCAGAGGCAUGGCAGUGGGAUAACUAUUGUUGUCGUGAGCAGACUUGUUUACAGAAAAGGGAUCGACCUGCUCAGUGGGAUUAUACCUGAACUCUGUCAGAAAUAUCCCGAGUUAAAUUUCCUAAUUGGAGGAGAGGGACCAAAGAGUAUAGUUUUGGAAGAAGUACGGGAAAGAUACCAACUGCAUGACAGGGUGCAUCUUUUGGGAGCUUUAGAACACAAGGAUGUCAGAAAUGUCUUAAUUCAAGGCCAUAUUUUUCUUAAUACCUCCCUGACCGAAGCCUUCUGCAUGGCAAUCCUGGAAGCCGCCAGCUGUGGUCUACAGGUCGUCAGCACCAAGGUUGGUGGGAUUCCCGAAGUCCUUCCAGAGAAUCUUAUUAUUUUAUGCGAACCUUCAGUAAGAUCUUUAUGUAAAGGGCUGGAAAAAGCUAUUUUCCAAGUGAAGUCAGGGAUGUUACCAGAUGCAGAAAAUAUCCACAACGCAGUAAAGGCUCUCUACACCUGGCGGAAUGUGGCGGAGAGAACGGAGAAGGUAUACGAGAGGGCAGGGAAGGAAGCUGUGCUGCCGAUGCAUAAGAGGCUGAACAGGCUCGUCUCUCACUGUGGCCCAUUUACAGGUCACAGCUUUGCUUUGCUGGCUGUGUUCAGCUAUCUUUUCCUCAUGUUCCUGAGAUGGAUGACUCCUGAUUCGGUCAUUGAUGUGGCAAUAGAUGCCACUGGGCCGAGGGGAGCAUGGGCUCAUGAGUGUCCUCAUGAUAUAAAAGGAGACGAGACUGACAAGGUAUCCAAAGGCAGGUGGAAGUGAGUCUGAACUGUAAACUUUGGCAGUUCUAUUAACACAGUUAAAAAUAACCUUGUUCCUUUGUUUUUGGGCUUUGAUGUUGACUUGACAAAUCAUGCUAUCUCUGUAGCAUUUACUGUUUCAUUUGAGGAAAGUGAAACACUCACACGAUUUCUGAUCUUAGAAACUCCUUGCACUUCUUUAACUUUAGGGAGACUGGUUUGGCCAGUCAGGUAUGAAAGUUUUAGAUUACUGAAAUCCCUUCAAUGGAGAUGUUUUAACAUUACAUGUAGGGAGCCUUGGGUACUGGGUUAAUUCUGGCCAGUUUUUAACACUAUGCCAUCAAUUCAACAUCUACCAGACACAUACAAGCUUUCUUUAGGGAGAUAUAAAUAUGUGAAAUAUUUUAAGUCAAGCUGUUGUUUCGUUAUUGGGUCCUGAGAUGAUACUCUUACACAUGGAUCCACAUUUUUUUAAACUAUGUAUACAAUGUUAGAAAAGGCCAUGAGAUCUCAUUGUAGAUGGUUGUGAGCCACCAUGUGGUUGCUGGGAACUGAACUCAGGACCUCUGGAAGAGCAGCCAAUGUUCUUAACCUGAGCCAUCUCUCCAGUCCAGCCAACAUGUUUUAAGCAUCUGCUCUGUAUGAAAUGAGGGACUAGGCAGUACCUGUCACUGAGGACUAGUUCAUGUGGAGAGGCAACAGUUAACAUGCCCUGAAUGCUCUGCUACUUAGUGUGAGGACAGUGCCACCAUCACAAGCCUACUCAGUGCCUCUCUAACCCUGCUGUAUGCAUUCUCCUAAUUCUCCCAGGUGGACACUUCAUAUGUGUGGAUGAAGAGAUUCUGCUUUUUAAGUCCCAGGGGCCAGUACCACUGCUGAUACUAGUGUAGGCUUAAAAAAAUUACUUAUUAUUGUUGUAUGUGUAAGACAUGUAUGUAGGUUAAAACAAUGUUUCUAUAUACAGACCCUGAUUCUAACUGUCAGUGUUUGUGGAAACACAUCAUUCCACCUAGCUACUUACAAUUAUUUAAAGUGAAGUGAACAUUAGUGAACACUGAGGAAUUUUCUAAUAAGAUUGCAUUUUUUUGUUUUGUUUUUGUUUUUCGAGACAAGGUUUCUCUGGGUAACAGUUCUG